AUGCCGUCGCAGCAGGACCGCACGACAGAGCGCAGCGGCCGAGAGCCGUCGCGGGACCCGUCAUCUUCGGGCAGCGGCGGGCGGAUUGGUCGGUACCAGAUCAUCAAGACGCUUGGAGAAGGAUCGUUUGGAAAAGUGAAGUUGGCGUACCAUCUGGGAACUCGCCAGCGAGUCGCGCUGAAGAUCAUCAACCGCAAGACGCUCGCGAAAUCGGAUAUGCAAGGACGGAUCGAGCGUGAGAUUUCGUACCUGCGUUUAUUGCGCCAUCCGCACAUCAUUAAGCUGUACGAUGUCAUAAAAUCCAAGGACGAGGUCAUCAUGGUGAUUGAAUUCGCCGGCAAAGAGCUUUUUGAUUACAUUGUGCAGCGGGGCAAGAUGCCGGAGGACGAAGCGCGGCGGUUUUUUCAGCAGAUCAUUGGUGCGGUCGAGUACUGUCAUCGACACAAGAUUGUGCAUCGCGAUUUGAAGCCGGAGAAUCUGCUGCUGGACGACAAUCUGAAUGUGAAGAUUGCGGAUUUCGGACUGUCAAAUAUCAUGACGGACGGGAAUUUCCUCAAGACGAGCUGCGGAUCGCCAAACUAUGCCGCGCCGGAGGUUAUCUCUGGCAAGCUCUAUGCGGGUCCGGAGGUUGACGUGUGGAGCUGCGGAGUUAUCCUGUACGUGAUGCUCUGUGGACGACUACCGUUUGACGACGAGUUCAUCCCGACGCUGUUUAAGAAGAUCAACGGGGGUGUGUACUCGCUGCCGUCGUAUCUGUCACCUGGGGCGAAGCAUUUGCUGCAGCGGAUGCUUGUCGUGAACCCGAUGAACCGGAUUACGGUGCGGGAGAUUAUGCAGGACAAGUGGUUCAAGGUUAAUCUCCCUGCGUAUCUGCUUCCUCCAGAGGAGAAGAACAAGACGGACGACUUGAGUGAGAUUGACGAGACGGUUGUUGGAGCGCUUGGGCGGACUAUGGGCUACGACAAGGAAGAGGUGUACGACGCGCUGAAGAGCUCGAAGGAAGGCGGCGGAGCUACGAAUAGCGAGAUCAGAGACGCGUACGAGCUGAUGAAGGAGAACAAGCUGAUGGAGAACGACGCGGGCAAGGACGGGCUGUCGUCCAGUCCGCCCUCCUGGUCGAGCGAAGGGCUGCGGUCGAAUCCGGGCUCGAUCUCGCGGAAACGGAACGAGCAGACGCUGACGUUUGACAAUCCGCAUCUGACGAACGCGCUGAACGCGACGGACAUCUCGACGCCGAACACGACGAUCGCGGUGCUGCCGUCGUCGCUGCCGACGUACCACAAGGCGAAUAUGAUGGCGAUGUACCCGGGUAUGUCUGCGCAUCUGGAGAAGCUUGCGCACGCGGCGUCGUCAGCGUCGCGCAAGUCCAAGACGCGGUGGCAUUUUGGGAUCAGGAGUCGGUCGUACCCGAUCGAUGUGAUGUCGGAGAUCUACAGGGCGCUGAAGGGACUCGGGGCGGAGUGGGCGAAGCCUACGGAGGAGGACCCGUGGACGAUUCUGGUGCGAUGGCGGUACAUGCCGCGGGAGCCGUUAGCGGACGGGGCGGAGUUGCAAGGGGAGCAAGGGAAGCUGAUGAAGAUGCAGAUCCAGCUGUAUCAGCUGGAGCAGAACAACUAUCUUGUUGACUUUAAGUUUGACGGGUGGUGGACGGAAGGGGACGAGCACACGAUGGCGAAGGAGAAGCAGCUUCUGCGGCGGCGGCGGAGUAGUACGAAUAUGGCGCGGAGCAGCAGCGAAGACGAGACGCUUUCGACGUAUCCGUUUUUGCAUAUGGCUACGCGGCUGAUUAUGGAGUUGGCGGUGAACAGCCAGGCGGCGUAG
This is a messenger RNA of Myxozyma melibiosi, 1821 nucleotides long. Its product is annotated as kinase-like domain-containing protein. Gene Ontology annotation, molecular function: protein serine/threonine kinase activity; ATP binding. Gene Ontology annotation, cellular component: cytoplasm. The record is from RefSeq and is a predicted model, not a curated record. The coding region runs from base 1 to 1821 and encodes 606 amino acids. NCBI's taxonomy places the organism in Eukaryota, Fungi, Ascomycota, Lipomycetes, Lipomycetales, Lipomycetaceae. Gene Ontology annotation, biological process: protein phosphorylation; intracellular signal transduction. The transcript is spliced from 3 exons.